Westerdykella ornata is the source of this 2650-nucleotide messenger RNA. RefSeq names its product Adaptor protein complex beta subunit. The record is from RefSeq and is a predicted model, not a curated record. Gene Ontology annotation, biological process: intracellular protein transport; vesicle-mediated transport. Gene Ontology annotation, molecular function: clathrin binding. Bases 293 to 2482 code for a protein of 729 amino acids. The transcript is spliced from 3 exons. Gene Ontology annotation, cellular component: membrane coat. Lineage: Eukaryota; Fungi; Ascomycota; Dothideomycetes; Pleosporales; Sporormiaceae.
CCGGAUAAGAGUUCCUACUGGGCAGGCGUGGAUAAAUCGUGCAUAUCGGAACAGGCCAAAAGCCUUGGACACGACAUAGCUAGCCCACCAUGAGCACGGGAGAUGGGAAGCUGUUUGCGAGGGUAUGUUCGCAUCCCCCUCAUUUUCUUGUCCACGUGCAUGCGCCAUCAGCCUUCUACUCCGACUAUGUUACGCGUCUCCUCUACCCGCAGUAGUCUUACAAUGUACACUGUUUCCUUCACGAUCAUAUUCCUCCUCACUCCUCUCCCCGUCCCUGGACCAUGGCCUCGCAAUGUUCCUCCCUUAUGUCUAUGACACGGCACGCUUACACGCUGCGCGUUCACCACAGGGCAAAGUAGCGGAGUUGCGCCUCGAGCUCAACAGUGGCGGAAAGAAAGACAAGAACUUCGCAGCGAAGAAGACGGCCCUGAAGAAGAUUGUUGCCAACAUGACCAUGAGCAACAAUGACAUGGUGGCUCUGUUUCCGGACAUCGUGGGAUGCAUGCAUAUAUCCAGUUUGGAGAUCAAGAAGAUGUGCUUCUUGUAUCUCGUCCACUAUGCCCGGGCCAAACCGGACAUUGCGCUAAAUGCACUGCCCAUAAUCCAGGAGGAUCUGCACGACAGCAAUCCGCUUGUGCGAGCGCUGGCAUUACGGACCAUUUCCUACGUUCACGUACGCGAGUAUGUGGAAGCCACGGUCCCACACCUGAAGAACCUGCUUCGAGACUCCGACCCCUAUGUGCGCAAGACGGCCGCCUUCUGUGUAGCUAAGCUCUACGAUCACGACCGACACCUCGUCGAGUCUUCGGAUUUGAUCGACAGACUGAAUGGCAUGCUGCGCGACGAGAAUCCCACUGUCGUCUCCAGUGCUCUGGCGGGCUUGAUGGACAUCUGGGAGCGCAGUGAGAACAUCAGGCUGACCAUUGACUACGCAAGCGCGUCCAAGAUCGUCUCCAUCCUACCCGACUGCUCUGAAUGGGGCCAAACGUACAUCCUCGAAGCCAUGAUGAAUUAUGUUCCCCAAGACGUUACAGAAGCCGCAUUACUGGCCGAGCGCAUUUCCCCGCGGCUGUCACAUUCGAACUCGGCCGUUGUCCUUACCUGCAUCCGCGUUAUUUUGUAUCUCAUGAAUUACAUAUCUGACCAGAAAGUCAUCAAAUCAUUAUGCAACAAGCUCUCGCCCCCGCUCGUCACCCUCCUAUCCAAAGGACCCGAGAUCCAAUACCUGGCGCUGAGAAACGCCCUCUUGAUCCUGCAACGUCGGCCGGAGGUGCUGCGCAACGAUAUCCGAGUCUUCUUCUGCAAAUAUAAUGACCCAAUCUACGUGAAAGUAACGAAACUCGAGCUCAUAUUCAUGCUUGCGACGGAGAAAAACAUCAAAGAAGUCUUGACUGAGCUGGCGGAGUAUGCGACCGAGAUCGAUGUCGACUUUGUGCGGAAAUCCGUGCGUGCCAUCGGGAAACUCGCCAUCAAAAUCCCUCCCGCCGCCCAGCUCUGCAUCUCCACGCUCCUCUCCCUGGUCAGCACCAAAGUCUCGUACAUUGUGCAAGAAGCCACGGUCGUGAUCCGCAACAUUUUCCGCAAGUACCCGAACCAGUACGAAUCCAUCAUCAGCACGCUGUGCGAGAAUCUGGACUCGUUCGACGAGCCCGAGGCGAAAGCGGCGAUGAUCUGGGUGAUUGGGCAGUACGCGGAUCGGAUCGAGGAUAGCGAUGUCCUGCUCGACGAUUUCCUAGACACGUUCCAGGAGGAGACGCACGAGGUGCAGCUCGCACUGCUCACGGCGACGGUGAAGCUGUUCAUCCAGCGGCCGACGCGGGGCUCGGCGCUCGUGCCCAAGGUGCUCAAGUGGGCGACCGAGGAGACGGAUAACCCGGACCUGCGAGAUCGCGGAUACAUGUACUGGCGGCUGCUCUCGUCGGCGCCGGAGGAGGCCAAGAAGAUAGUCAUGGGGGAGAAGCCGGCGAUUACGGCCGAGGAGAGCGAGAAGCUGGAUCCGGCGACGCUGGAGGAGAUGUGUCUGAAUGUGGGGACGCUGGCGACGGUGUACCUCAAGCCGGUCAAUCAGGUGUUUAGGCAGGCCCGGGUGCGCAAGUUGGGCGAUAGUUCGGCGCUGCAGCGGGACGAGCUGCCGACUGUGAAGGCGGCGAAGGCGGCGAGGGAGAGGGCGGUCAAGGAGCGCGAGAGGCUCGAUACGAGUCUGGCUGCCAGUGCGGCCGCUGGUGCGAACAAUGGAAGCAGCGCGGGCGGCAUGAGCGCUGCCGUCAGCGAUGCGGAUCUGUAUUUCCAGGGGGUGGGGAGAUCGAGCACGUGGGGGGCGAGUCCGCUUCCCCUGAGCCCCGAGCAGGCCGGCCAGCAUGGGUAUGGUGGGCAGCAGUUGCAGGGACAGUGGGUGGUGAACCAGAAUGCGGCGCAGCAGGUGGGUGGUGCGGGAGCGGUAGGUGAUGGGCGAGAUCAAGUGCCGGAUAUGCUGCUGUUUUAGAGGCUGGGGAUUGGGCAUUCAAGAGGCGAGACACAUGUAGAUAUUGAAGACGGAAUGUCACGAUUGGAGGUGAUGAAGUUGAGAUUGGGGGUAUCUUACACGUACAUGGUAUGGAAAGUGAUCACUUUAGACGUCUGUCGCAAAAGUGCAAACUGAGAAAUGGGAAUA